This is a messenger RNA of Octopus sinensis (East Asian common octopus), 1785 nucleotides long. Its product is annotated as cytochrome P450 4V2-like. Bases 175 to 1668 code for a protein of 497 amino acids. Gene Ontology annotation, molecular function: iron ion binding; heme binding; oxidoreductase activity, acting on paired donors, with incorporation or reduction of molecular oxygen. The record is from RefSeq and is a predicted model, not a curated record. NCBI's taxonomy places the organism in Eukaryota, Metazoa, Mollusca, Cephalopoda, Octopoda, Octopodidae. The transcript has 12 exons.
AGUGACAGAAAUAGCAAUAUGUCCCACGCAUUUGUUUAUGAAGAGAAGAGGCUGAAACAGAGGGAUCUGUUCUACUUCAUAUAAUAUUCCAUUGCCUAAAUUUCUGGGGGACAUAUUCGGGUUUUGACCACAUUCUUAUUGUCACUUCAGUUAAUAGUAAGACAAGUUGCUAACAUGUUGUUCGCUGGCCUAUUAGUAACCUUUAUAGUUCUCGGAUGUUUUCUAAAUCUUCUACGAAAAUAUUUGAAAUUACUGUCGGAUUGCAGACACCUACCAAGCAUGAAGAGUUGGCAUAUAAUCGGUGAUGUACCAAAACUGAUCGGAAAUAACAAAGCCUUUUAUAGGUGUAUCAUGCAAUCCGCAGAAGAAUAUCGGGAACAUGGUCUAUUGUGCCUCUGGCUUUGUUUCCAGCCAGUCAUUCUUGUCUUCAAAGAUAAAUAUGUACAUGAUGUGAUCGGCAAUACGAAACAUAUAGAAAAAAGUUUUUUCUAUAAAUUGUUAGAACCUUGGCUAGGAAAUGGUCUGCUCACAAGUUCAGGAUCAAAAUGGUUCAAAUCGAGGAAGAUGUUGACGCCAUCCUUCCAUUAUAACAUUUUGAACAAUUUCCUUACUGUAAUGCAGAACCAAUCAAAUAUACUGUGUAAGAAACUAGACAAAAUGGUCGGUAAGGGAGAAUUCAAUAUUCGCCCGUAUAUUACAAAUUUUGCUUUGGAUACUAUAACAGAAACUGCCAUGGGUAAAUGUGUGAACGCACAAGGCAACGAACAUUCAGAAUAUAUUGAAAGUGUUAGCAGGAUAGCUGAUCUAAUUACUUACCAGUCAAAAUCACCGUGGUUGUGGCCACAGUUUCUCUUCAAUUUGCAUCCUUACGGGAAAGAAGCAGCUAAAUGCUUGAAAUACCUUCAUGAUUUCACGGAUAAGGUGAUUGAAGAACGCAGUGCACUCUAUCUAAAAGACGCGAAGCAAAAAACUGAUAAUGAAGAGGGAGACACACAGAGAAAGAAAAUGGCUUUUUUAGAUACGCUCCUUGAUCAUUUACACAGAGGGGAAAUAGACAAAAAGUCAUUGAGAGAAGAAGUAGACACAUUUAUGUUCGAGGGUCAUGAUACAACGGCUGCAGGAAUUAGCUGGACAUUAUACUUCAUAGCCGCUUAUCCAAAUGUACAAAAGAAGUUACAGAAAGAAGUCGAUGAUUUUUAUGGUGAAAAUGAAGAACUCACACUGUCAAAUAUUAAGAAACUGUUCUAUUUGGAAUGUAUUAUCAAGGAGGUUCAACGUCUUUAUCCAUCUGUACCAAUAAUUGGACGUGUGUCUGCUGAGGAUUUCAAAAUUGGUCAUCAUGAAGUAAAGAAGGGUACUCCUAUCUCAAUAGUGAUUGCUUCUCUACAUAGAGAUCCCCAAAACUUUCCAGACCCAGACACAUUCGAUCCUGAUAGAUUUCUUCUAGAAGAUACCGACAGGUCACCGCAUGCCUUUAUACCAUUCUCAGCAGGGCCUCGUAACUGCAUAGGUCAGAAAUUCGCUAUGUUAGAGGAGAAAGUCGUAAUAUCACGAAUCAUCCACAAAUUUAAUCUUGAAACGACACAGACAAUAGAAGAGCUUGAGCCAUCUUUUGACUUGGUACUCAAUCCUUCCAAUGGUAUUCGUAUCAAACUUAGCCACCGAUAACUGCUGUAAUCAUAGCAACCCAGAUGUAAUACUAAAACGUCUUCAGGUGUUAUUUUCAUCAAGAAAUAUUUUCUCCAAAUUUAUAUGAUUUAGAAUCGUUAAACCGUCGGAACACGU